UUUAAUGUUUGUAAUGUGUAUUCUUGUUUAUUCUUCCUAACACAGAUGUCAGUACGUAAUAUGUAAUUUACAGAUGCACUCUGUACAUUUACUCGGUUUUCAUUUACCAAUCUUCAUGAUAACUUUCGGAUGAUAUUUUAUAAAUUGUAAACAGACAAAUAUACACCCUGCAUUUUUAUGUUAUAUCGGAGUUAAAUUGUCUCUCUCUCUCCAAUCAGCUAUGUAACAAACAACAUUAUAUAUAUUUGACAAAUAAAUCGAAUAAGCAGUGGAUACUGAUACUUCAGAGGAGGUUGUUCAUGAUCUAAUGACACAUGUCACUCCUGAUCCUAGUUAACAUGUAUGAUGCCAGGAUCACAGGAAUAUCAUCAUAUGGAUGGAAAGGGGAACCUUAAAUGACACUAUUUCAAUACUCUCUUGGGGCGGGGGUAGCGGUCACAAAAUACGCAAACUAAUUUUUGGAAAGUGCUUCUCUCAAAGGUAUGGCGGUCAGAUGGGUUCGAUCGCCGGUAGCCAGAUAGAUCAGUUGUACUAACUAGGGUUCAGGGGGUCCGGGUUAAAAUCCCGAUAUGGUCCGUUGCAUUUUUUCCUUUCCUGUUACAAAGGUAAGAGGACCGUAGUUGUAUUCUCUAUACUCACCUGAUUCGCCAGUGACAUACGAAGACAACACUGUAUAUUUGUAAUACGUGCAUGUUCAUUUUAUUGGGUAACGUAUGAUACAUAUAAAAAUGGUUGCAAUCGCAUAUGGGAAUUACUAUUUCUGAGUGAAAAUCUUGACGCUUAAAUUCAUAUAAGGAGGUAUAUAUGCAGUAUAAAAACAUAAUACAUACACAUGUAUAAUAAAAAAAAAACCAAACACCACACCCAAAUAAAAAGAACCCCACAAACAAACACCCCCUCCCAAAAAAGCAAACUAAAACACAUAACAAUAACCUAAUUAACUUAAUAUAAUGAUAAGAGAGAGAGAGAGAGAGAGAGAGAGAGAGAGAGAGAGAGAGAGAGAGAGAGAGAGAGAGAGAGAGAGAGGAAACAACAAAAAUUAACAAAAGAAAAAAAAUCAACCAAACAAAAAGCAAAGAAAAGUAAACAAGAAAAAAAAACCCAGCGAAAAUUAGACAAAAGCUAACGAUUGUUAUCCAUGUUACGUGUAGGUAGAAGACACCUAUGAUAAUUAUACUGAAUACAUAUUCUGACUGAAAGGAAAAGUAUCGACCGGACCUGGACUCCAAUCGGGGUCCUUUCGUGAAUCCUGAGGAUGCUAUACCAACCUUGUAGAUGUACUCAACCUCAUGCACUCUUCUCCUUUUCCCGAACAAAUAUGGAAACCCUUUAAAUCAGUCUAAACAGAAUUUGGUGGAUCUAAGAGACUGAAGCAUUCGUGGAUUCCGUCCUGCUUUCAACUGCAUGAGGACACUUUGAGAGACGUAAAAACGAUCACAGAAGAUUGGAUAUCGCAUUUCAUGAUUGUUAAAUGUGCAGCACAAUGUUUCAUAAUCAUGCCGUCUUUGCUUGCUAUGUUGCAGCUUUAUUUUCUGGAAAAGCUUAUGCAAAUGGAUGUUCAAAAGGAAACAUUACAGAAGACGAAACAGAAUGUUGUAGGAAUUACUUCAGAGUCAACAAUAUCUGUCAAGAAUGUGUCCCUGGAUUUUACGGUUAUAAUUGUACCAGUGAAUGUCCUUACCCGCGAUACGGAUGGCGCUGUGGAUUUUGGUGCACUUGUCCAAUCUCUGAGUGUAACCACCAAUACGGAUGUCCGCCAACUACUUGGUCUGCACAUAGAGAGUCGACAACUGAAGCAUUACUUAUGAAUGAUUUAACAUCCCCAAAGUCAACAUCAACAGUUAAAGAAAAUGGAAUGCAAGAAGAAAACAGUAGGAAGAGUUUUGAUUCGAUAAUAAUAGCCCCUGGAACAUUGAUAUGCAUAGUGCUGAUAUUAAUAAUCAUAAAGGAAAUCUGUAGAUAUCGCCAAAUUCCUCGCUAUAGUGCGAUAAAUGAAAAACCGUGUAUUAUUCUAGAAGGAGACAAUGUUUACACAGAAAUCAAUGACGUCACUAUUGACGUAAAUUUUCUUAACGAUAAUAUCAAAUUACGUUCGACUGAUUUGAUUAGAAAUGGUCAUACAUCACAAACAAAGAUAGCUGACGAUGAUUGUGAAAAAAAUGCGAAGAACACUUUGCGUAAAGAGAAAACUCUCUUUAAUGAUCAUUCAGAUGAAGGGAUCAUGUGUGAAAGAGAUCUAGAGGGAGAUAUAAGAAAUGAACCCACAAAAGCAAGAUGUGUAAUUAAUAAAAGUGCCAUUGAACAUGAACAAAAUACUAUUUUGGAAAACGCCAUGAAAAAUACCAAACAGGAAAACAAGCCAGGAAUUGUUCAGUAUGGUAAGUUACGAAGCAACAUAGAGUUAGGCACAAUAGCAGGUGCCAGUUUCGAGACUUGUAAUCAAGAGUUUGAAUUCUUAUUUAUUGAUAAUGUUUAUAUUAAUGAUAAAACUGAAUCGACCUAUCUGUAAUGUUACAUUGUAGAUUAAUGUACAAAUGUGCUUUCCGUGAUAAAUUCAUGUGUCAAUUAUGGUAAAUAUGUCCUGUUGUUGAACUCCUACAUUCAAGGACAUAUAGAAUGUACCAAAAUGAUUUGCUAUAGGAUUUUGUAAAAGUAUUGUCAAUAUUUAAUAUAGCUAAAAAAACAUAUUUACCACAAAAUGCUCACACGAAUUCGCCUUUAUUUUUGCAUUAUUCACCAAUAUUACUUGUAAACUCAACAACACAGCAAAGUCCAAAUUCAUUAAAUGCAUCCAAAAUUUUGGGUAUCCAAUUACCUUAUAAUAGACUUUAGGAAAUGGAUUUUGUAUUAUUUGAUCAAACAAUAAUGUGAAUCGGCCAUUAAUGCAUGAAAUGCACCAAAAACAACGUUUUGAAUAAUUUCAACUUUUGGGUAAUGUUUUCAUAAUUGAAUCUUAAAGUAAAAAUUUGAUAACAAUGCAAAAAUGGAGGAAAAUAUUGUUAGUGUAUUUUAGCAUUUGUACCUGUUUUAUUGGCUGGGCUGAUUAUGCCACGUGACUAGUCCGCCUGUUUUAAACACUAUCUAGUCAAUGUGUAGGUAUUUGUCAAUUAGCUGAUGUAAGCCCAGCCAAUUCAUUGUUAUGCAUGAUUAUGUAAUAUGCAAUUUUAGUUACAUGUAGUAGUCAUUUGUUAUUUCAACAAAUGACAAAUUCACACAAUGGUAUUCUUUCUUAUCUUUUCAUUUAAAUGUACAGCAAAGACAAGCUGCAAAUUACCAGAAUUGUUUUUCUUAUAUUCUUUGGGGAAAAUUGUGAAUAUGAAUAUGUAUUUUCAGCAAUAUUAAAAAUUACAAUAAUUUUACAAAUUUCUCCUGAUGUAACAACUUUUUUGGUUUUAUGGUGUGGAGGACAUUUGCCUCAGUAGGAAUACUGUAAGUAGACAUAGAUACCAAAUGUAUAGAUCUGUUUAUUGACAGUUUGCUUACCUGAAACAUAUGUACUCCUCGAAAUCACAGACUUGAUGUCACGUUAGUAUUCUGUCAAAUGACCUAAGUGAUCAAUGGCGAAGUAUAAUGAAAUAUUUUAAAAUAUUGCCUGUUUUUUUUAAAAUCAAAUAUGUUGGUUUUCUAAUUAUAUUCAUAACAUGAAAGUCCAUUCACUACGGAGAUUUUGAUAGGCGGAAUAUUUUAUGUAAACGGGGUAAGGCUGUGAAAUAUUUUAUAUAUGAUAUGCAGCUUCCUAACAAAUAAGUUGAUGUUACAGGGAUUUUAACAGUUUCGUUUAAAGUCAGCAUUUCGCAAAUUUUAUGGUACGUAUAUGGAUUUAAUUUGCAAAUACGUCAUUGGGUCGAAUCCUGUCUGACAUAUUUCAUAUCAAUUGUAAUGUUCUAUGCAUAUUGAUGUUGACUACGGAUUUAUUUGAUCAAAAUAUGGGGCUCACGGCGGGUGUGACCGAUCAACAGAGGAUACUUAUAUUGUACUCCUCCGAAACACCCGAUCCCACCUCUGGUAUGUCCAAGGGUCUAUGUUAGCUCUACUCUUAAUUUUGUAUUCUUUGUGGUAUUUGUGAGAUUGAUCACUGUUCAUUAUUUGUGAUUUUUAGUCUAAUAGUAUCUUUUGCACUGUCUUUAGUCAUCACUAAUCCAUUUCUAUACAAUGUACAACAUUUUGUCAUUCAAUUACUGGUAAUAAAAAACAUUUUCAAACAUACAUGCCAUUUUUGUUUUAUUCACUUAUAUAUAUGAGGUUGAUCACUGUUCGUUAUCUUCGCCUUUCGUAUAAAACAGAAAAGACGAAGAAAUGAUCUGAUCUUCCAUUUGAGUGAAUGCAUGCAAAUUUUUCUCUCUCACAAUUUCAUUGAAAGUUACUACAUAUUGCGACAAAAUAAUGACAGAUGAAUAAAAACACAUUUGUAAUUUAAAUAUGAAUGUUAAAACGUUUUCGCCUUCAAUAUAAGUAUGCAGUACAUCAUAAAAUGGCUAUGGGAAAAAAGGCUAUGGAAAGUAAAACAAACAAGCAAAAUACUUCGCGUUCAUGAAUUAUUCUAUUUAAGCUUGUGUUCACCCAAUGUUUCAAUUUGCGAAUAUUUGUCAGUUGUUUCCACUAUUUCAAACAUAGGUGGCGCAAGACUCGUUUACGCCCUUGUUGACUUCCGGUGUACAUAAGAUUUAUAAGAGAGUGUAAGGUUUUUGUUGUGCAAAUAGGGAGUGGGGGUAGAAUGCCCGAGAUAUGAAGCUUUUAAAAAAUUCAAUUGGUUCAUUGUCAUCAAAUGUGACAGCGACAACGAUCGUUUUAAGUUCCACUCAGCGUCGUGCGCUAUAAACUUCAGUCUUCAGUUCAGUCCGACUUCACAGAUAUCAGAUGACGACUUUGUUGCAGAAAGUAUUUACAGGGAAUUAAACAUUUGCUUUGUAGAUCGUAAUAUUCUGCAUGAAUGUUUUAUGCUGAAAUUUUAUCUAUCCUUAGUGAUACAGUCAUCAAUGAUCUUAUAAUUCUAUGACCCCCCCACUCUUUCUAGACUAGAUCUAUAAUCGAACAGGGGAAAUUUGAGUCCUCAAUAUAUAAACCAAGUAUGGUACAAAAAUACAUUUCAGAUGUCAUUUAAAAAUUAAUUUUAGAGUUAACCAAGAUCGUCAAAAUAUGAAUGAACGCGAUUGCUAAUAGAACCCCUCUUACACCGUCACUCGGUACGACGACACGACUGUAAUGGAGGGGUGGCUAUAAUCAGACUGUAACUGUAAGGCAGUGAAUAUUCUUAGGUCUUGCUUUCGUUUUUGAUGACUGGAUUGUAAAUUGAUGUCAACACUUUACUUUCAUUGUUAAUUUUGUUAUAAUUCAAAAAGUGUUGUAAAAUGUUGUUUGAAUUUCAGGGAAAACGAGUCUGGAUUCUUCAAGAGUCAAUACGUAUGAAAUUAAUCCAAGUAUGAGAUGAAAUUGUCAAACUUUCAUAACUUAAUCAAAGUUUGCAUUAUCAUAGCUAUGUUGUUAUGUCAUGUUUAUCAACUGACCCAUGGAAGUACAGUCCAAUACGCCAAAGAAACGAAUACUAGUCCUAGCCUAUUUUAACAGUUGACGCAAACCAGAAAAAAAAUGCAUCUCAAGAGAUUAAGAUAUUUCUGAAUUUUUUAGAAAUAAAAUUUGAAUCAUAUCUACUUUUAUCAAAAUUAAAUGCAAAUUCAUAAAGCUAUAAAUUUAUCCAAGUGAAGUAAAUUACAAAUUUCGCUAUCAUAUAUACAAUGUUGUGUUUAUAAUAAAAGCCACACAUAGGCCUAUUGUUCAUUGUCGUUUUUAUUUUAAAAAAUCAUUGCAUUACGUUUUUCAAUAUUCACUUGUAACUUCGAUUUCAAUCUGAAGUAUGAACAUUCAAAUUGACCUUCAAAUUGAAAAGUGUACUACAUUUGUUAAGUGAUGUAUUUUAGUAUUAAAUCAUUCAUAUCAUGAACUGUCAUGGUACAUAUAAACAUGAUAAAUCCUUAUACAUGAAAGUAAACACGGGUCAAAUUACAUGUAUGUAGGCC
Messenger RNA from Ostrea edulis (European flat oyster), 6014 nucleotides. RefSeq lists its product as uncharacterized. The record is from RefSeq and is a predicted model, not a curated record. Bases 1472 to 2509 code for a protein of 345 amino acids. The transcript is spliced from 5 exons. NCBI's taxonomy places the organism in Eukaryota, Metazoa, Mollusca, Bivalvia, Ostreida, Ostreidae.